Molecule: messenger RNA, 7194 nt
Organism: Sorghum bicolor (sorghum)
Lineage: Eukaryota; Viridiplantae; Streptophyta; Magnoliopsida; Poales; Poaceae
Exons: 12
Coding region: 287-6790 (2167 amino acids)
Cellular component (GO): Cdc73/Paf1 complex
Molecular function (GO): RNA polymerase II C-terminal domain phosphoserine binding; DNA binding
Source: RefSeq, a predicted model, not a curated record
GAGAGAGGGGGGAGCGAGAGGGAGAGAGGCAGCCAGGCAGGCAGGGGCAGAAGCACAGCAGCUCUCGCUUUCUCUCUCCCCCCCCCCUCUCUCUCUCUCCUCCCACAGGGGCAGGGGAGCAGGGGUAGUAGUAGGCUCACGGGUAGUCAUCGCACGCGAGUACGCCAGCAGCAGCAGCACCCGGGAUUAGACGAGACGAGACCGCCGCGGCGGGAGGCGACGAGGAACACGUCGUCCCUCCUCCCGUGCUCGACGACGACCGCGGUCCCCUAAACCCUACCGAUCCAUGGAGGACGCCGCGCCCGAUGGGGCAGCGCAGGCGUCUCCGACCCCCGCGGAGGCCGACUGGCCGCCCGAGCUCCGCCUCCCGCCGCCCCCGCCCCCCGCGGACCCGCCGCCGCCUGCGGGGACGGACGAUCCGCACUUCCUGAGCUCGAUCAUCGGGGACGCGGCGGCCCCACCCCCACCCCCGCCCCCGCUCCCGCCGCCGAUGCCGCUGCCGCUCGGGCAGAAGCGGAAGCGGGGGAGGCCGCCCAAGAGGAAGGACGGCGCGGGCGCGGGGGCGGUGGUACCGGCGCCGCCGCCCGCCCGGGCCGCCAGGAGGAGGGAGGACGAGGAGGAGGUCGUCUGCUUCAUCUGCUUCGACGGCGGCAACCUCGUCGUCUGCGAUCGGAGGGGUUGCCCUAAGGUCUACCAUCCGGCGUGCAUCAAGCGUGAUGAGGCAUUCUUCCAGUCCCGGAGCAAGUGGAACUGCGGCUGGCACAUAUGCAGCAGCUGUGAAAAGGCAGUGCACUACAUGUGCUACACUUGUACAUACUCCCUCUGCAAAGUGUGCAUCAAGCAGGGUAAAUUCUUCAGUGUCAGGGGGACAAAGGGCUUCUGCGACACAUGUUAUGGGACUAUACUUUUGAUAGAAUCCAAAGAUGAAAGUGCAACAAAGGUUGAUUUUGAUGACAUACUCAGCUGGGAGUACCUGUUUAAGCUAUAUUGGUUAGAUCUGAAAGGGAAGCUUUCAUUAACAUUGGAAGAACUUACUACUGCCAAGAACAGAUGGAAUGUUCCUAGCACUUCUGCUAGGAAAGAAAAAGAGGAGUCGUCUGAUGACCUGUAUGACGCUAAUGAUGAUGAUGAUGCUGGUUCUGACUGCUCCUCAAGAAAACGAAGACGAACUAAUUCAAGGAAAAAGGGUCAAAAACGCCGAAAAGUAAAUAAAGAUUGUAGCACUGCUGCAAAAAAGGUCGAGCUUCCAACUAGAAAUACUGAGAGCGUUCCCACGGAACUGCCAAACGAACGGGUGCCAUUGCCAGUAGACACAAAAGUACCAAAUGGACAGGUACCCUUGCCAGUAGACACCAAAGUACCAAAUGAACCAGUGCCCUUGCCACCAAACAUGAAAUGGGCAUCACCAGAGCUAUUGGAGUUUAUAGGACACAUGAGAGAUGGCGAUCAAUCUUUCAUUUCUCCAUUUGAUGUUCAGACUCUUCUGCUUGAUUAUAUCAAGAAGAAUAACCUUCGCGAUCCUCAGAGGAAAAGCCAAAUUAUUUGUGACUCGAGACUUCACCGCUUGUUCAGGAAAGCACGAGUUGCUCAUUUUGAGAUGUUGAAGCUUUUGGAAAUGCAUUUUCCUAUGAAUGAGACUUCAACAGUAACUGAUAGUAGCCAAGUGACAAUCAAUCUCAAUUCAGCUCAUGUAGAUACCAAUGGAUACAAUGACAUGGCUGCAAAAUUUUCACCUGAUAAGAGGAGAAGGAUCCAUAGAAAGAUGGAAAGAGAUACACAAGUUAAUUUUGAGGAUUAUGCAGCAAUUGACAUGCAUAAUAUAAAUUUGAUUUACAUGAGGCGCAGCCUGAUGGAGGAUUUAAUUGAUGAUGCCAAAUUCUCAGACAAAAUUCAUGGUGGUUUUGUGAGGAUAAAAAUUUCUGAUGUGUGCCAGAAGCAAGACAUAUAUCGUCUAGUAAAGGUUAUUGGAACACACAAGGUUCCGGAAAAGUACAGCAUUGGAAAGAAGAUGACAAAUUUUGCACUUGAGAUAUUGAAUUUAAACAAAAAGGAGAUUAUUACAAUGGAUACAAUAUCUAAUCAUGAUUUUACAGAGGAGGAGUGCAAACGUUUAAGGCAGAGCAUGAAGUGUGGUGUAAUUAGCAGACUAAAAGUGGGGGAUGUCCUAGAGAAAGCCAUGGUAUUGCAAUCUGUAAGAGUGAAUGAUUGGUUUGAAAAUGAAAAGCAGAGGCUUGGGCAUCUCCGUGACCGUGCAAGUGAAACUGGGCGCAGAAAAGAACUUAGAGAAUAUGUAGAAAAGCUGCAGCUUCUCGACAAUUCUGAGGAAAGAACUCGUAGGAUUAAUGAAGUUCUGGAAGUGCAUGUUGACUCACAUAUGGAUCCUAAUUAUGAGUCUGCUGAAGAAACAGAUGAGAAAAGAACUGUCGCAAAAUUGGUAAAUCGGACAAGACCAGAUACAACCAUAUCGCGAAGAAUAUCAAGAUAUAGUACUAAACAAAACCAUCCUCAAAAAGUUUCUGAUUCUAGCCACCAUCCAAAAAGCUUGUCCACAGAAAGUACAAUUUGUGAAUCAGGGGCAAGAAGUUUGGAGAACAGCACAGCAAACAGAACUAUGUCUGAAGCUGGAUCACUUUCAUCUUCUGGAGUAACAAUGUCAAAUGACACAGAGCCAGAGAAAGUCUGGCACUACAAGGAUCCUUCUGGGAAUGUUCAGGGUCCAUUUACUCUUUUGCAACUAUCAAAGUGGACAAGUUAUUUCCCACGUGAUCUGAGAGUAUGGCUUACAUUUGAGAGUGAAGAGAGAUCAUUGCUGUUGACUGAAGUGCUUUCAAAACAGCAGAAAGAUUUCACUCAGGCUGCAUCACAUACAAGUAGCAAGGCAACAUUGGUUGGCACUGGAGAUACAAGGAACAGCCCUAGUGUGGAUCAGACCAAUGCUUUCUCUCCUGUUGGUCAUAGCGUGGUUAGUUCUUCUGGAAUAACUGUUCAGUAUAAUAAGUAUUCUGUUCCAGAAAGGGAAAGUGUGUACUCUCCAGAUGAUAGCUUGUCACUGUCAACUAGUUCGGUUCCACUGAAGGAUGCGUAUACUGUGAACAGCCAAGCACACUGCCAGAAUAAGCAUUUUGUUUUGAUUCAGUCUCCUGGGAGUUCAUAUGGGCACACAGACUUGAACCAUGAUGCAAUACAGGGAUGCUCUGGUGAAUCAAAUCAUCAUCACAGCAGUGGAGCCCUAUGGAGUCCUACCGUGGCACAUAUGAGUUGUAGUGGACGUGGUAAUGUGGAAUCUCAUCAGAAUCAGCAUGUUUCCUGGUCACAAAGACAGCAUGAAUCUAAAAAUAGUUCACAAAGAGGACCUGUUAAAGAUCUGAUGAAUUCAGGGCAGGAUCUAUCGAAAAAUCUACCUACUCAACGUAUCGGGAAAGAUGUAUCCAGUCCUUUGUUUGCUUGGAGUCCGGCCGAGUCGAGGACAGCUUCAAGUCAACAUGAAGGCUCUUGCUUAAGUUCAACAACUAAUCCAAGCUUUCUCGAUGAACUUCAUUCUUCUAUAGCUUCUGCAAAGCCUAAGAGCCAUGCUCCAGCAACCCCUAUUGAAGACAGAGGUUCUAGUUCACCAUCUGGCAUGCUGAGUCAUGCAGAAAGAGUUCCAAUCUGCAGUCCACAAUCAGCCCCUUCAGCAUCUGUUUCUGAUAUGUCCAAGAUGGAGGAGAUCAUGAAUCAGCAAAGAACACUCGAGGCGGAUACAUCGAAUGCUUCAGUUAACCAGUCUCCAGAAUCAAAGAUUUUCCCUGUAUCCUCUCCUGAUAACCAAGAUACUGACCGUGAGUUUCCUAGUCCAGUUCCAAGAUCUGAGAAUAAGGACACUGCAGUUUACAGCUCAGGAUUAACACCAGCAUCACAUGAAAAUAUUACUAUGAAUCUGCCUGGUUCAGAUACAUGCAAGAUGGAGGCCGUGAGUCAGCAACAAGUAAUUGGGACUGUUGUAUUGAAUUCUUCAGAUAGUCAUUCUCCUCAAUCCAAGGUUUCCCCUGUAUCUUCUCCUAAUAACGAAGAUAUGAAACAUGAAUACCCCAGUUCAACCCCAAGGUCCGAGAAUAAGAUUCCUGCUGUGGACAGUUUACUUUCAACAUCAGCUGCUCCUGAAAAUCUCAUAACAGCUUCUGCCCAUGAUUCUGAUACAUGCAAAAUGGAGUUUGUGAAUCAGCCAAAAACACUUGAAGCGGAUGCAUCAAAUGCUCCACUUUGUCAGUCUCACUCUCACAUUUUCCCGGUACCUUCUGACAAUCAAGAUAUAAAGCGUGAAUGUCCAUGUCCAACUCCAAAUUCUGACAUUAAGGAACCUCUUGUGAACAACUCAGCAACAACUUCUGCAUCAGCCUCUGAUACAAGCAAAAUGGAGGAGUUUGUGAAUCAGCAAAAAACACUUGAAGCAGAUGCAUCAAAUUCUCCACUUAAUCAGUCUCAUUCUCACAUUUUCCCAGUACCUUCUGACAAUCAUGAUAUUGAGCGUGAAUGUCCAGGUUCAACUCCAAGAUCUGACACUAAGGAACUUGUUGUGGACAACUCAGUGUUAACAUCAGCAGCACCUGAAAUUCUAACAACAACCUCUGCAGCCUCUGAUUCAUGCAAAAUGGAGUCAGUGAAUCAGCAAAAAACGCUUGAAGCAGAUGCAUCAAAUGCUCCACUUAAUCACCAUCCUCAUUCUCACAGUGUUCCUGUAUCUUCUGAUAAUCAAGACAUUCAGCGUGAAUGUCCUAGCCCAACUCCAAAAUCUGACAGUAAGGAACCUCUUGUGGACAACUCAAUAUUAACAUCAGUGGCGCCUGAAAUGCUAGCGACAACUUCUGCCUCUGAUACAUGCAAAAUGGAGGAGUUUGUGAAUCAGCAAAAAGCACUUGAAGCGGAUGCAACAAAUGCUUCACUUAAUCAGCCUCCUCACAUUUUCAAUGUAUCUUCUGAUAAUCAAGAUAUUGAGCAUGAAUGUCCUAGCCCAACUCCAAGGUCUGACUGUAAGGAACCUCUUAUGGACAACUCAGUAUUUACAUCAGCGGCGCCUGAAAUUCUAGCAACAUCUGCUUCUGGUACAUGCAAAAUGGAGGAGUUUGUGAAUCAGCAAAGACCAAUUAAAGCGGAUGCAUCAAAUGCUUCACUUAAUCAGCCUCCUCAUUGUCACAUUUUCACUGUAUCUUCCAAUAAUCAAGAUAUUGAGUGUGAAUGUCCUAGCCCAACUCCAAGAUCUGACAGUAAGGAACCUCUCGUGGAAAACUUAGUGUUAACAUCAGCAGUACCUGAAAAUCUACUGAGAAGUUCUGCAGUUGCCUGUGCCUCUGAUACAUGCAAGAUGGAGAUCUUGAAUAAGAAAAGAACAUUUGAAGCAGAUGCUUCACUUAAUCAGCCUCCUCACUCUAGUAUUUUCGCUUCAUCUUCUGGUGAUAACCAAGAUAAUGUGUGUGAACAUCCUAGUCCAAGUCCAAGACCUGAGGGUGAGCAGCCUCUCAUGGAUAACUCAGGGUUAACAUCAACAGUGCCUCAAAAUCUAACUUCUUCUGCAUCUGCUUCCAAGAUGUGCAAAAUGGAGGAGAUCUUGAAUGAGAAAAGAAUACUUGAAGCAAACCCAUCAAAUGGUUCGAUUACUCAAUCUCCUCAAUCCAAGGUUUUCCUUGUACCAUCUCCUGAUAUCCUAGAGCGUGAAUUUUCUAGUAAAGCGCCUAGGCCUGAGUUUAAGGAACCUGCUGUGGACAGCUCUGGGUUAACAUCAGCAGCACCUGAAAAUUUAAUGACUAAGCAACAUGUCCACUCACCAGAUGCCUUUGUGCCACCAAAGUCUUGUGCUCCAACUGGGGAAUUAGGUGACACGAAAUCAGAUUUUAAAGGUGAAGAAAUUAUUCAAAAAGAACAAUAUUGUGAGAGUGAAUCUAUUGUUGCUACAAGAGAGAAUUUGUUAAUUGAUCCGUCCUGUGGUGCUGAGUCGAUAGAUGUGUCAGAUGUAUUGGAAUCGUUGAUGGAAGAAAGGGGUGAAACUUCGUACAUGCCAGGAUCAGUAGAGGACUUCCUAGCUGCUUCAGCCGAGGAAGAAGUACAAUACUCUAGCCCUAUCGCAUUAUCUCCUUGGGGUGAACCUAAUUACUACCAAGGUGAUGCUGUUGAUUCUGCAUUAUGGGGUAUUCAAGAUGAUAUAUGGUCAUUGCUUUCACCAAGACCUAUGCUCCAACCUUCAUCUGGUAUUGGAACUGAGAAGGAAACUUAUGAUAUCAACGAGGUGGCUGUGACCCAUGUUAAUAGUGAAUUGUUUCAAAGAGGAUCAAUGAUCACAGAGGAAAAUGUGAACCAGGCAAACUUGAGUGCUCUUGCAGAUUGGAUGCUGUCUGAUCAGGUCCCAUCAAUACUAAAUGGUAUGUCAACAUCAUCGGUAGAUGAGAGCACCAUAGUUUUAGGUUCUCAAGCAUCAAACAAUCAGAGCUUAGACUGGGGUACUACGUGGACUAAUCAGAAUAUCAGCAUGCAUAGCAAUGAAAAGGCAGAGCCCUCGAGUAAAAGCUAUCGAGAAGAAUCAAGGAAGCAGGAAACCACCAAUUCCAGUGUUUCUAUUUCUGGAGAGGCCAUUGGAAACAAGGGCUUGAACUCUCCUGAUAAUGCUAAUCGGGGCAGCCAACUGAGUCAUCACCACCGUGGCAGGUACUCCCAAAUCAGUGAAUCUUGGCUACUUAGUUCAAAUCACUCUAGGAGUAGGUCUGAUAGAUUUGGCAGCGGUGGGUCAUCAAGAUCAACUUCAAAGGGGCAAAGUAGGGGCUAAUGUAUAUUCUCAAGUGCGGGAGAAAGGGUGCAUCUUUGUAGCUACCUGCAUCCUUGAUCUCACAGCAGGAAUAGGUUUUAAAAUUCUUUGUCAUAUCUUUGCAGUUUGUAUAGGCUAAUUACAAUUUAGUCGACAGAGUGUAAAUGACCAUCUCAGCUCCACUCAACUGUAGCAAGGAGCAUAUGUUUAGCAUAGAGGUGUGACUGAAUGGCCCUGUCCAAGAAGUAGAUUUAGCUCUUGGGCAUGGUCUGUAUCAUCUUACAUUCUGUUAGAUGAAGCUGCAAUUGUAUCACUGGCAUCUAUUGACACCGAAACGCCUGAUGUGAUGGAAACGGUUAGAUCUGAUUGAUUGGUUAUCUUCAGUUCUUCUCGAUGAUGAUUAGUCAUCGUCUAGACAGCUGUAA